Vespa mandarinia (Asian giant hornet) is the source of this 2338-nucleotide messenger RNA. RefSeq names its product lysosomal cystine transporter cystinosin (gene Ctns). Gene Ontology annotation, cellular component: lysosomal membrane. The record is from RefSeq and is a predicted model, not a curated record. Gene Ontology annotation, molecular function: L-cystine transmembrane transporter activity. Gene Ontology annotation, biological process: L-cystine transport. NCBI's taxonomy places the organism in Eukaryota, Metazoa, Arthropoda, Insecta, Hymenoptera, Vespidae.
UAUUGCCCCAUACACAGGCAGGCAUACGACGACCUCGAAGGUCGUCGUGCUUUUGAGGUUAAGUUCACUGGUGGUGAUAUCAACUCGCUCGAACGUUUUCUCUCUUCUGAUUUUUUUCUUUCUUUCUUUCUUUCUUUCUUUCUUUCUUUCUUUUUUUUCUUUUCUUUUUUUUUUUUUUUUGUAUCUUGAACGUGCCUGAGAAAUUUGUCUCAAUGAAUAUCAUCGCACGGCAUUUUCUAUCGUUAUCGAGAAAACGUGCGAUUGGCACCGAGAGAUUUAUCGGAACAUCAAAAUUGUUCGUGAAAAACACCUGCUGUUACCCAUUCGAUCGCGUAAAUCAUCGCAAAAAGUCGUAAUAAUCGUCGGUUGCCGAAUGCAAUUAAUGCAUAAAAAUAUCGAACGUGGCUCGCGAUUUCUUAAUUUCACUUACAAGUCUCGCGUUACGAGGUUAACCACCAAGCAACUUUCUCAUGCGGCCCGUACUUCAAUACUUUCUGUGAUACGUGCUGGUUUAUAAAACAAGUUUGACGUGCAUUUAUCAAUUACUGAUCAUUCGAAAAUGUAGAAUGAACAAGUAUUGCUAUUUUUUGUGUGUCAAGGAUAUAUCAAUCGAACCCUAUGAUUCUUUUUUUGCAGAAUUCAGAAAAAUGAUUUUCCUGCGUUAUACCUGCUUCUUAAUCUCGUUAGUUACUGUACGGGCGGAUUUCAACAUUUCAACGCACGAUCUUAAAGUGUUACUUUAUCAAAGAAAAACUUUCGACGUAUACUUGACGAAUUAUACUGCAUUAGAAAAUAUAACAGUAAGCCUAAAUGUAAACCAUAAGGAUUUGAUUUUGGUCGAGCCAUCAGAAUUUAAUGUUAUGUUGAAUGAAUCACAUAAGAUAAAUGUAACGGGUAUUGGUGCUGGACAUUCGAUUAUCAGUCUGAACGUUGUACCUUCGGAUGCUGUACAUUUUUCGGAAGCAUUCGUUAGAGUGACAGUGGAAAAGUCGGAUACGAUUUAUCACGUUAGCAUUGUAGUCGGAUGGAUAUAUUUCUUGGCAUGGAGUAUAAGCUUUUAUCCACAGAUAUAUAGUAAUUACAAACGCAAAAGCGUCGUAGGUCUUAACUUUGACUACUUGUCGCUUAAUAUCGUUGGAUUUAUCAUGUAUGCAUUGUUUAAUUGUUGCCUUUUUUGGAUACCAGAGAUAGAGCAAGAGUACUUUAAUAGGUAUCCAAAGGGAUUGAAUCCUGUACAAGUUAAUGAUAUAUUUUUUUCUCUACAUGCAGUAUUCGCCACUGUGAUAACUAUCAUCCAAUGUUUUAUAUAUGAGGCUGGUUCUCAAAGAGUAUCCACGACAGCGCGUAUUAUUCAUGGAAUAUUCGCGAUAUUUAUACUUAUUUCUAUGUUAUUGGCCAUAACGGUAGUAAUUGCAUGGCUCGACUUUUUAUACUACUGCAGUUAUGUUAAACUGUGUAUAACUCUUAUCAAAUACGUGCCACAAGCGUUUUAUAACUACAGGAGGAAGUCCACUGUUGGUUGGAGCAUUGGAAAUAUAUUUUUAGAUUUCACUGGUGGUAUACUGUCGAUGCUACAGAUGAUAUUGAAUGCAUAUAAUUAUGACGACUGGGAGAGCAUUUUUGGAGAUCCAACUAAAUUUGGACUGGGAUUCUUUUCUGUAGCAUUCGAUGUAUUUUUCAUUAUACAACAUUAUGUUUUAUACAGAUUUAUCAGUGAAAAAGAAAUCGACCUGAAUGGCAAAGUAUAAGCAACAUCUGUCAACGACAUAUUUUUAGCAUCAUCCAAUAAUCAUCCAUUAUAUCUUUCAAUAAAAUAAAAGAUCGAACCAUUAAGUAAUCUAUAUAGCUAGAAUAAUGACUUAACGGUCGGUCCUAACAAUGGAAAUGCCUGAGCAAUAAGGAAGCAAAAAUCGUUUAUUAUACAGUAGAAUUCAUCUUAUUUAUUUUUGUGUUAGUAUUAUAUGAUUGCAUAUAAAUGAAACGCGAAAGUAUUUUGAUUAUAAAUACGUAUGAUAUUAACACAGUAUUAUAUUAUAAACGUUAAAGAAACAAUUAAUAGAGCUAGAAUUUGUAUUUGAGAAACGAUGAAAUAAUGAUGUUGUUUAAGGUAUAUAAUAUAAAAGAAAAUGAUAUACGAAUAUUUAACAAAGUUAGAUGAAAGUUCGAAUAAAUCGAAAAUUGUUAAGUAUACGCGAUUAAACGUUUCUCUAUAUUUUAUAUUAAUUUUUCUUUUGUUCUAUUUUGGAAAAAUUCUGUUUUGUACAUUUAUAACGAGAUAAGUAAAAUAAAAACAUCAAUAUAUCUGUCCCAGUAUAUUCCCUAUUUAUUCAAAACCGUU